Messenger RNA from Priapulus caudatus, 2397 nucleotides. RefSeq lists its product as uncharacterized. The transcript has 4 exons. Gene Ontology annotation, biological process: DNA integration; proteolysis. The coding region runs from base 1 to 2397 and encodes 798 amino acids. Gene Ontology annotation, molecular function: zinc ion binding; aspartic-type endopeptidase activity; nucleic acid binding. The record is from RefSeq and is a predicted model, not a curated record. NCBI's taxonomy places the organism in Eukaryota, Metazoa, Priapulida, Priapulimorpha, Priapulimorphida, Priapulidae.
AUGAAUGCGAUGAUAGGAAAUGUGGGUGAGUUCGACCCUAAACGUGAAAAAUGGUCAAACUAUAAAAAUAGGCUUGAACUAUGGAUGAAGACCAAUAAGAUAGAAACUGAUCUGAAAGCAGCUACUCUGUUAACGAUAGUAGGUCCGGACAUAUUCGAGACAGUUUCAAGUUUGGUGUUUCCGAACGAUGUCAUGACGCGCACCUACGAGGAAUUAGUUGCCGCUCUAGAAGGACAUUUCGCGAUCACAGUAACGCCACUAGCCGCAAGGCUGAAGUUUACGUCGCGUAAACAGAAGGAGACUGAAUCACUGUCCGAUUUCAUCGCUGAUUUGAAACGUUUGACAGUCGAUUGCAAGUACACGGCAGAAGAUAAAGUAGAGGAACGUCUACUAGAGACUUUGUGUCACGGUGUUAGGAACGGGAAGAUUACGAAGCGACUACUUGAUGAAUCAGUAAAAGGUGAUCUUACGUGGAAAUCGGCAUGCAGAAAGGCUCUUGACAUGGAGAUGGUCGAUAAGGAUUUAAAGGGGUACUCCACCGAACAUGACGUUAAUCGUGUCAAACCAGGAAAGUACAGUAAACAACAGAGGAGCAAGGAAUCGCAACCUCCAUCUCGACCCAUGGCUACUGGCAGAUGUACGCGAUGCCAUGGCGAGCAUGACGCGAAAGACUGUUUCUACAAACACCAGACGUGCCACACAUGUGGCAAGAUAGGACACCUGUCUCGUGCAUGUCACAGUAAGGAGUCUACAGGAACGUCACAUGGUCGUGGGAAUUUCCGGGGACGCGGAAACUUUCGGGGACGUGGAUCGUUCUACUCACGAGGUCGUGCAAAGUAUGCACAUUAUGUUGGUCACACGGAUCAAUCCGAUAUCGAGCGAGUUAACGAGGAUUCGCUACAGGCUAUAUAUCACACAGAUGUAGGAAAUAUAAAUAGUAAAGUCGAUGAAUACAAGGUGAGACUCAACGUUAAUGGUGUAGAUGUCAGGUUCACGCUGGAUACCGCAGCGUCAGUCACAAUAAUAGGUGAGAAUACCUACUACAGGCACUUCAGUUCACUGAAAUACACAGCGUCAGAUGCAAAUCUGGUCAGUUAUAGUGGUCAACGAAUCGAAGUGCUUGGAGAGAUCAAGGUUUUCGUGAAGUACAAAAACGCAGAGAAAAUGUUGCGCUUGAUUAUUGCGAAGGGAAACAAAGUGUCUCUGCUUGGUAGAGAUUGGUUGAGUGAGAUCAAGUUAGAGUGGUCUGAAAUCUUCACUAUUGGUUCCAACCGAAAUCGCACUGUCGAGAAGUUAGUUGAGCAAUAUCACGAGGUAUUUGAAGGACAGGGUACGAUCAAAGGGUUCAAGGCAGAAAUCCAGGUCAAAGACGGCACCAAACCGGUUUUCCACAAACCUAGGCCAGUGCCGUACGCGUUGCGCGAUUCUGUAGAGAAGGAGUUAGAUAGACUUGAAAAAUCCGGUGAUGUGGAAAAAGUGGAUCGAAGUGAUUGGGCUUCACCAAUCGUGGUUGUGCCCAAGGCAGACAAAAGUGUCCGUAUCUGUGGAGACUACAAGAUCUCAGUCAAUCUCCACAUUGUGGAUAAACCGUAUCCACUGCCCACUGCUAAGAAUAUUUUCGCUAAGUGUUGGUUGGAUUUGAACGAGGAUGUGGCCAGUUUUCAAGAUGAUAUCAUCAUUGCUAAAGAUGAUGAUCACGAAUACUUGAAGUCACUUGAUUUGGUACUGGAGAGACUAGCCAAGUACGGUAUCAAACUCAAACGUGUCAAAUGUCGGUUCAACAUGACUUGGGUCGAAUAUCUGGGUCAUAGGAUUGAUGCCGAGGGAAUUCAUCCGACACAGGACAAGGUUGACGCGAUUAAACACUAUCUAGUUGUAGUGGAUAGUUACUCAAAGUGGCCAGAAGUGGUGAAGAUGAACACCACUACCGCAGAAAAGACUAUAAAGGCAUUCCGGAGCAAUGGUCCGCCCUCUACACCUGAGGAAUUUGAGAGAUUCUGUGCUAGCAAUGGCAUCGAGCACAUUCUGUCUCCACCAUACCACCCCGCUACAAAUGGGCAAGCGGAGAACGCUGUAAAAACUGUGAAAAAUGCGCUGAAAAAGCAUUUUCUGGACGAUAAACAGAGUGGAUUGUCUGAUGCUACUUCUGAGGGACUGAACGAUUCCAGUUCUCAAGAGACUGUAGAGACAUUCAAUUCUGCUGCUGUGGUUCCACCGCCAGAACCACAGACUCCCAAACCUAAGGCUGUUACCGCUAAGCCUGUCGAGAACAGAGACAUUGGGACUAUGAGAGACUCGCAUCCCGAUGCAUCUAACACACCUGUUAGACGCUAUCCUGUGAGGGACAGAAAGCCCUCUGUGGAACUCAAGGACUAUGUUACUGUGCAUUCUGUCUAA